GCUGUGUGCGAGGUGAAAGUACAUCAGCGCCGGGAAAAUUAGCCUAGGGGGCACUUCCGAGCCGGCUCCAGAGCCGAGAGACAAAGAGAAGGGAGGACAUGAGCGAAAGGAAAGGGAGAGGGCAGGGGAGCAGCUGAGCGAAAGCGAGCGAGGGCAGCGCGGCCAGGUCCCCCCCGCUCGGCCAGAAGACAAAGAAGCGGCCGGCAAAUGGGGAAAGGGGGGGAGAAAAGCGAGGAGUCGGGGGAGUGCAAGGCGCAGAUCCCCCUCUACACCUGGGAGGAGAUCCAGAAGCACAACCUGAGGACGGACAAGUGGCUGGUGAUAGAGCGCAAGGUGUACAAUGUCACCCAGUGGGCUCACAGGCACCCGGGGGGCCACCGAGUCAUCAGCCACUGCGCCGGGGAAGAUGCCACGGAUGCAUUCCAGGCCUUCCAUAUCAAUCCCACCUUGGUGCAAAAGUUUCUCAAGCCGUUAUUGAUCGGAGAGCUUGCUCCAGGGGAACCCAGCCAAGAUCGAGAUAAAAAUCCCCAGCUGGUGGAGGAUUUCCGGACCCUGAGGAAGACAGCAGAGGACAUGAAUUUAUUCAGAGCAAGUCCUUUGUUCUUCCUACUUUACUUGGCUCAUAUCAUUGCACUGGAAGCUUUGGCUUGGCUAAUGGUUUCAUACUUCGGCACCGGCUGGAUCACAACUCUCCUCCUUGCGUUCAUCCUUGCAACUUCUCAGGCCCAGGCAGGGUGGCUGCAACAUGACUUUGGACACCUGUCUGUCUUCAAGAAGUCUUCCUGGAACCACCUCGUCCACAAGUUUGUGAUUGGACACCUGAAGGGUGCCUCUGCCAACUGGUGGAACCAUCGUCACUUCCAACACCAUGCCAAGCCCAACAUAUUCAAGAAAGACCCAGAUGUGAACAUGCUGCAUGUUUUUGUCCUUGGAGAUACACAGCCUGUUGAGUAUGGCAAGAAGAAGCUGAAGUACCUGCCUUACAACCACCAGCAUGAGUACUUCUUCUUCAUCUUCCCACCUCUGCUCAUCCCCGUGUAUUUCCAAAUCCAAAUCAUCUCAACCAUGAUCAAGCGCAGGUUCUGGGCGGACCUAGCCUGGGCCUUCAGCUACUACAUGCGCUAUUUCAUCACAUACAUCCCAUUCUAUGGCGUUCUGGGAUCCCUGUCUCUCCUCACUUUUGUCAGGUUUCUGGAGAGUCACUGGUUUGUGUGGGUCACCCAGAUGAAUCACAUUCCAAUGGAAAUUGAUUCUGAGAAACACAAAGAUUGGCUCAGCUCCCAGCUGGCAGCCACUUGCAACAUCGAGCAGUCCUUUUUCAACGACUGGUUCACCGGGCACCUGAAUUUUCAAAUUGAGCACCACCUGUUUCCAACAAUGCCACGGCACAAUUUCUGGAAAGUCAAACCUUUGGUGAAGUCAUUAUGUGCCAAGUAUGGAGUCCAAUACGAAGAGAAGCCUCUUGGAAAAGCAUUUGUAGACAUAGUUGGGUCCCUAAAGAAAUCUGGAGAUCUAUGGCUGGACGCUUACCUCCAUAAGUGAACAUGAAGCUUAAUGGGGGGUGUGAGUGACCGGGAGGGCUGGGGUGGGUGGUGAGGGGGGGAAUCACGCGUGUCUUUUACUGCUAGAUUUCAGUCUGUAUCUACGUGCACAGUUUGAGUGGAGUUUCCUGUCUUGUGAACUGCUACUGGUAUGAGCUCAGGCAGCUAGAUAAACCCAGACAGAUUUAAAACGUGCUCGGCAUAGUCUUCAGAGGAUGAGACCCAGUGCCUGCAUUGCACAGAAUGGAAGGCUGGGGUAGAUUGGAGAGGAGGAUCUAAAAAGGGGGCAUUUACCGUCUGCCCUCCACCUUCUCUUCAUUAAAGAUUCAUUCUAGCUCUACCUAGAACACACAAGCCCUGACUUACAGGCACAUAUGACUUGUUAGGUGUCACCUCGUGCCUUUUUUUAAUCCGUGCUUGUGCAAAAGAGGCACUCAGAAGAGUUUCACUUCAAAAUAACAGAGUCUGUGCUCACCACCACAACAGGAGCUCAGGGGGGCUGUGCUCCCUGCCAGCUCUGCCCGCAGGAAUCACACUCCGUGGGGACCAGCAGCUGCUGUAUGGUGCGGCUUUCAGUCCUGCUCUGAGCCCUACUGUGCCUUUGUUGGUUUCUCUGUUUCCUCUCCUGCCUUUCUUUCUCUAAUCAUAGCAGCACUUCAGUAAAAGCUGUGAUAUUGACCCUGAACCAUUAACGUCUCAGCACCUUUCGGUCAGGGUGCUUAAUACAGGACUGUGUCUGUAUUUUUAUCACUAGCCCUAUUUGUAAGUUCCCAUGAAAAACCUCUGGGUUUACGUGGUAUAAUAUCUCCUUUUGGUAGAGGGUCUAUUUUCUUCCUUUAAUGAGCACCAGGCCUAGCAGAGCAUUAUAAUUGUCAGUAACUUACUCAUAAACAAUCAAACUGGAAAUAAGACAAAACUUAUUGAUUGCACCAAUGCUCCAGGGGAACACAAAUGGUCUUUUCACCUGCAAGAGCAGCUGGGCAGCGUACUUCAACACCCAAUUCUGCCUGUCUGCACCUGCCUGACAUACACCAAGACUGCUUCUGCUGGUCAGAGGCCAGGACUGUGUGUCCUCGUCCUGAGACCAAGAAGGAGCUCCCCAACCACUCGACCUGCUCCCCCAGGCCCUCUGGGGAGGUGGAUGAAAACAGAAUUGACCAGGCUGUGUUGGUGAUGCAGGGAUACAUUAAUUAUUUGCACAGAUCAUUAUUUUAUUCAAUCCUGAAUCUCGAUUCUCACUAUCAAGUCCUUCAAUGCUAAUAAAGCCCCAGGGAAUCAGCAAGGUUCUGCACACACAGAGACAACUCCAGGGCUGUGGCCAGACACCUCCAAAACCACAUUCUCACCUCCCACUUUGGAGAUCGAGAUGAGAUUCCUGUGCUUACAGAAAGGAAACUCGUAGGUAGGACUGCAACUUAACCCAGCUCCUAAUACUCGAGGUGUGUCAAGGGCUUACCUUCAUGUUCUUGUCACCCCUCACUUGAGUAUCACCACGACUAGUUAGCACAAAACCUUGCUGGUGUCUAAAGCUUGAACAGAAUUUGAGGAUUUUUUAUACUUCUUUCUAACACCAUACACAGUCACGUCCUGCUGGAUGCUGUAACCUCUCAGCCAGGCAGUAGCAGGCAGUUGUGGUUAGCUUAAUUAAGGCUGCCUUACCAUGUCCAUUUGUUUCUGACUCCUUGAAUGCCUCUCACUGCCUCUACCACAAACACGCUGUCUCGCCAGCGGUGCAAUCUUUUAAACACUCAGCUUAUUUUUCUGAUAGCUUGUACUUUUUUUUUUGCUCAUUCGGUUCUUGUUUCCAAAGCAGAUGUUUCCUGAGUAGAGAUGCCUCUUCCUCCUUAGCUCUGUCCUCUCUUGUCUAUCUUGCCUUUCGUCUUGGGGAAACCUUUAGCUCUUUUAUACCUACAAACCUUCCUGCAGGGAAUUUGUACCUCUGCCUAGGUAAAUAGCGCUGCUUUAGCAGCUUGGCUUCUGACCUGCCUGCUGGAAGGACUGUUUUUCUCCUAAAAAUCCAAAGUGCUUCCAACCCAACAGCCUGGCCUAACAGUGCCUAGCAGACAGCAGCUACAACUGAUGACGGCUGAAAGAACCUGAGAGGUUCUAGGAGAGCAACCAUGCUGCAAGUCUACAGAAGAAAAAUUUGCCUAAGGAAAAACCUUAGGCAAAUGGACUUCCCCCACCCCUACCCCCCAAGACCUUAGGGCAAGGUACAAAAGAGAAGAAAGGAGGGACAGGAUAGAUCUUGAUACUAGCUCUUCUCCCUGCUACUUGAUUUUUUCAGACAUUCAAAAAUUCCCUUUUCAUAAAAAAUUGUUCAGUUGCUCAAAUCCAGAAAUAAAAAUAAUAAUAAAAACUAAAAGUGUAAUGUUAUAGUCAGAAGUGACUUCCAAGUCUCAUGCACUGUUCUUGCUGUUGCAAGAUAAAAGGAUCUGCUCUGCAAAGAACAGGUCACCAACACUUUUUAACCAGCAGUUUGUGCUUUUAUUCAUUGUACUUAUAUGUUCAGAAAGUUUGCCUUGUGAAAACAUAAGAAGCCGGUGACUAUUUCAGGCAAAGCUUCUCUGGCAGCAUUACUCAUGCAGUUUCUUCCCCUCCCUCCAAAAAAAUCUCAGACAAUAUCAUAGAAGUCAAACUGUUACAUAUGCACCUUGAUGUACAAGUUCUCCAUCUAUUAAUCAGAUCAAACAGACCCCUGAACAAAACAAAACAAAAAAAAGGAAAUCAGUGGAAAUCUGCCUUGUUAAAAUUGUAAGUAGCACUAUAAAAUCUGAGCUACAGCUGUUCAAGAAGUUUUGCUAAAACUGCAAACUUGGGCCGUGGAUGGAUGUAAACUUCACGUGGCCUUGCAUGGCUUUGUCCCCAGGGCAAAAUGCAGCCCUCCUGGGUGAGCUUCCCUUUGCAGUUUCCAAUCAGCCAUCAAAAUUAUAUAAGCACUGAAAUUCAAGCACGGUUUUGCUCCAGCUGAGCCCUAAAACUAAGUAGUUUCUCUGAAAAUGAAUGUGAUUUCAUUUCUGUCUUUAAAAACCUGCAAAGACUUGCAGAUAAACUCAUCUGAGCCACGUCGCUGGCUGCAGGAGCACUUGCCAGCAUACAGAAGCUGUGAGUCAGAAACAACGGCUUGUCUCAGGUCCAGUAACGCAACAAUAGUCAGGAAAUGACUGACUGUGCUUCUCUUCAGUCGCUUGUUAGCAGGGCCUGGCACACAGGCUGGAGCACCAGCACGUUCAGAGAGGGUUGGAGGAGAAAGGCAUUAACUACAGCAAGUGCAGGGAAGGCAACAGAAAGCUCCAGGCAGGAGAGAUAUGGGCAUGUAUUUUGGAAGGAGUAGGAUGGAGUUGGGAGAAACGUGGCUAAGCUUGCUUAAAACUGUGACCUAGAUCUUCAGCAAACAGAAAUUAAUUCUAGCCAAGGCCAUGGGUCAGCGCCAGCUCUGUGAACUAACAAGGAAUGUAGCCCCAUGUUUUCAGGGAGAGGCAACAGUGGGAAUGAGGGUACUCACACUGAGAUUUUCCUUUAAGCAAGAAUUAGAGGAGUCUAACAUCCUGACUUUUUACUGAAAAAAAUCUUGGGAGGCUCGGAGCACCAGCAGAGCCUCCUCAGGACACAGCUUCAGGCCCCAUCUCCUUGUUACAGGGGAUGUAAAGGAUGCAUUCUCUUUUCCGAUCACCCUGACUGAAUUUUAGCUCUUCAUUAGGGCCAAGACAUCCUUUUCUAUCUGUAAAAAUGACCAUGGUCCAGCCGUGGCCUCUUCCAGUAGAUGCUUUCCUUGGAAAGCCUUCCUAACAUCUCAAAUGUUCUUUAGAAGUUGUUAAAAAAAA
Molecule: messenger RNA, 5365 nt
Organism: Anas platyrhynchos (mallard)
Lineage: Eukaryota; Metazoa; Chordata; Aves; Anseriformes; Anatidae
Gene: FADS2
Product: fatty acid desaturase 2
Biological process (GO): lipid metabolic process
Cellular component (GO): membrane
Molecular function (GO): oxidoreductase activity, acting on paired donors, with oxidation of a pair of donors resulting in the reduction of molecular oxygen to two molecules of water
Source: RefSeq, a predicted model, not a curated record